GAAGAAGCCCACACACGUGACAGUGAACUGCUGGUUCUGCAAUCAGGACACGGUAGUGCCAUAUGGGAAUCGCAACUGCUGGGAUUGCCCCAACUGUGAGCAGUACAAUGGGUUCCAAGAGAAUGGAGACUACAACAAGCCCAUCCCUGCUCAGUACAUGGAACACCUUAACCAUGUUGUCUCGGGUGCUAUGACUUUCUGUGAUCCUACCAAACCACAGCAGUGGGUGAGCAGCCAAAUUCUGCUUUGCAAGAAAUGCAACAACCAUCAAACCACAAAGAUCAAACAGCUGGCUUCAUUCUCACCAAGGGAGGAGAACAAAUAUGAUGAGGAGAUUGAGGUGUACAAGCACCAUCUGGAGCAGACCUACAAGCUGUGCCGACCGUGCCAGGCUGCUGUGGAGUAUUACAUAAAACAUCAGAACCGGCAGCUCCGGGCGCUGCUGCUCAGCCACCACUUCAAACGCCGUGAGACAGACAAGACCUAUAGUCAGAAUUUAUGUUCCUCCACCUCUUCUGCUUCCAUAACCACACCAGCUCAGGUGAUACUUCUGCGGUUCUUGGCCUUCCUCAGCUGUGCAUUCCUGGUUCUGAUGGCCUUGUAUGGGUCAGGCGACCCCUUCUCACUCAGCACAGCACUCCCUGCUCCCGUCUCCUCUGGUCCAGCACCCGCUCCGAACAGGACUGGCACAAGCUCGCAUGGAGACUUGGAAAAUGACUCUUCUGUGACGGUGGCCCGCUGGCGGGAGCUGCUCCGCCUGCUUCCAGAACAUACAGUGGAGAACCUGAGGGCAGCCUGGGCUUACGGGAAGAACCACCAGAUUGCAGUUGCUGUCCUUGGGCUCUUCACCUGCCUGCUGGCCAUGUUCUUAGCCGGGCGGAUCAGGCUCCGGAGAAUUGAUGCGUUUGCUUCAGUCUUGUGGUUCGUAGUGAUGAGUCUGCAUUUAGCUGAGAGGUACCUGAAGGCAGAAACACCCAGCUGGCUGGACACAGCCAAAUUUGGCACCACAUCCUUGUGCUGCUUGGUGGGCUUCACCGCAGCAGUGGCCACGCGGAAGUCAACGGGCCAUCGGAGAUACCGGCCCCGAAGGUACCUUUCUGGGGAUUCCAUCACUCUCUUCCCCAGUGGCACUGGGACUGGCUUCACUUCCCCUGCUACAUCUCUCUUUGUCCCAACACCACCCAGUAUUCUCCAGCUGACAAACCAACAGCUCUUCAGGUCCCCACGCAGAGCUUCUCCUUCCUCUCUUCCUGGUCGUCUCAACAGGGCACUCUCACUGGGUACCAUCCCCUCCUUGGCCAGAGCAGAUUCUGGCUACUUGUUCAGUGGAAGUCGCCCAGCCUCACAGUCAUCUCAGUCUAAGGAAUCUCCUACAUCAGAGCACUUCGUGCUGCCAGGCAGCUGUGCUCCCUCCCGCAUCCCUUCCCCAGCACCCUCGGUGGCUGGCUCUGUGACCUCCAGCUCGGGUUCCCUGCGGUACCGCCGGCCACUCAUCAGCCCUGCCCGCCUGAACCUGAAAGGACAGAGGCUGCUGCUCUUCCCAUCUCAGAAUGAAGCUCAGCUCACUCCAUCUAGCUCAGAGGAGCACACCCACUCAGACAGCAACGUCUUUGCCACUGAGCUGCCCUCCUUUCCAAAGAAGAACCUCAGUGAGGAUACUACUGCCACUGUCUAUGUGAGAUCUGCUGCGGAAGGAGGGAGUAUUUGCAGUGAUAAUUCCAUCAAAAAGGAGGAUCACUCAUCACACUCAUCUACCUGUGUGGUCGACACAACUACCAAAGGGGAGGAUUUGGCAGGCUGGAGAGGUCAUUUUGGUAACUCUGCUCUCCGAGGCCUGCUGGCCCUGAGUCUGACUCUCAACGCUAUCUUCACAUCAGCCUACGUCUACCGGAGCCUGCGCUGA
Molecule: messenger RNA, 1903 nt
Organism: Nestor notabilis (Kea)
Lineage: Eukaryota; Metazoa; Chordata; Aves; Psittaciformes; Psittacidae
Gene: TMEM201
Product: transmembrane protein 201
Exons: 11
Biological process (GO): nuclear migration along microtubule
Cellular component (GO): nuclear inner membrane
Molecular function (GO): lamin binding; actin filament binding
Source: RefSeq, a predicted model, not a curated record